Arachis ipaensis is the source of this 896-nucleotide messenger RNA. RefSeq lists its product as uncharacterized. The record is from RefSeq and is a predicted model, not a curated record. Lineage: Eukaryota; Viridiplantae; Streptophyta; Magnoliopsida; Fabales; Fabaceae.
GGCACCUUCACUGAACCUCUAAACCCUAACUCAUCUUUCCGUUUUGCAAAUCCCUCUUUCUCAAUUUCGUGAAAGAAACCCUAACAAUCCCAAUUUCCAUGGCAAGGUUCACAUCCUUCUCAUGGAGACCCUCAAUCACAAUCCCAAUCCCAGUAGCAGGCCCUCUCUUUCGUCGCCGCAAGCAAUUUUUGUCUGUCAAACCUCAAUUUCUUCACUCUCCGAAACCACAACGACUCCUGGUAUUUGCAGCGAACAACGAGAAGAAGGAAGAGGAGAAUAACGAAGCCGUGAGGGAAGUGGAAGACAAAGAAGAACAGAAACCCAGUGGUUCCAAUGGAGAAGAAGAAGAUGAUAAGAAGAAUUUCAGCAAAGAAAGAAGAACAAUUUUCAGUUUGAGUUGGAAUUCCCUUUUUGACCCUGACCCAGACAACGUGCUUGCGCUUGGGUUGACCGGGAUUCUGACAUGGGCGAGUGUUCAAGUUCUCUGGCAACUGUUGUUCAUCUCCUUCGCCAUUCUUGUCGCUGCAAUCAAAUACAAGGGACCAGAUAUUGACAAAGUAUCAUAACAGUGACAAUGUAACAUUGUCAAAAUGGAAGAUACCUCCAAACAACAUUAAUUCAAAGCAUAGCUUUUGCUUACAACCAGCAGAGUCAUGGAAUGAGACUUCUCACAAGACUACUUCUUGAAAAGCUGAAACCAACUUUGGUGCUUAUAAAAUACCAUAUGGGAUCUUAAUUAUUUAUAUGUCAAACACAGAAAUUCACUUGUCCCUUAAUAAGCAAAUGGUGUCUUCAACCAUAAUUCUUAGAGGAAGACAUUACAGGGGUAUAUUUGUGAUGUCUGCUUUAUCAAUCUAUGAAUAUAUAUAUGAAGUUCAUAAUAUAUAAGGCCACCA